AUGUUUUAUAGAGCAGAAGGUUCCGUCUUCUCGACUCCCUCCUCUCUUCUUCCCAUCCGGCUCACGAUGUCGCUUCAGUCCACAUUCCGCGCAUCGCAACAGGAGCAAAAGGCGCCGGCGUUGUCGUGCUUCUGCUCGACCAAAAGCAUGGAAGCAACAACAGAGGAAUCAACGGGUAUAGCUAUGACGAUAAUGAUUGACCAAACGUACGAGUUCUUACCCUCCUUCGGUUCCUAA
Microthlaspi erraticum is the source of this 237-nucleotide messenger RNA. NCBI's taxonomy places the organism in Eukaryota, Viridiplantae, Streptophyta, Magnoliopsida, Brassicales, Brassicaceae. The record is from the annotation of a GenBank genome assembly.